Messenger RNA from Aspergillus heteromorphus CBS 117.55, 1257 nucleotides. Its product is annotated as glycoside hydrolase family 18 protein. NCBI's taxonomy places the organism in Eukaryota, Fungi, Ascomycota, Eurotiomycetes, Eurotiales, Aspergillaceae. Gene Ontology annotation, biological process: carbohydrate metabolic process; chitin catabolic process. The transcript is spliced from 6 exons. The coding region runs from base 1 to 1257 and encodes 418 amino acids. The record is from RefSeq and is a predicted model, not a curated record. Gene Ontology annotation, molecular function: chitin binding; chitinase activity. Gene Ontology annotation, cellular component: extracellular region.
AUGCUUGUGCCGGGUCAUUGGGCUCAUGCUCGUGAGCAGACUCGUGCCGGGGUUAAGAGGGAUGCUCUGAAUGCGACUACAAAUGACUAUAAGUCUAUUGCUUAUUAUGUUAACUGGGCAAUCUACGCCCGAAACCACACCCCAGCCGACAUCGCCAUCGACAAACUGACCCACGUCCUCUACGCCUUCGCCAACAUCCGCUCCGAUGGCGAGGUCUACCUCUCCGACGCCUGGGCCGACACCGACAAGCACUUCCCCGGCGACUCGUGGGACAACGCCAGCCAGAACGUCUUCGGAUGCGUCAAGCAGCUCUUCCUUCUCAAGAAGAAAAACCGCCAGCUCAAGGUCAUGCUCUCCAUCGGGGGCUGGACCUACUCCAGCAAUUUUGUUCAGCCGGCGAGCUCGGAUGCCGGUCGCAAGAAGUUUGCGCAGACUGCGGUUAAGUUGUUGGGCGAUUUGGGGUUUGAUGGGUUGGAUGUUGAUUGGGAGAGUCCCUCGAACGAUAACCAGGCCAAUGAUAUGGUUGAGCUGCUGCGGGAGACUCGUGCCGAACUCGACCGCUACGGCCAGGAACACGCCAACGGAAAACACUUCCUGCUCAGCGUUGCUGCACCUGCCGGCCCAUCCAGCUACUCCACCCUGCACCUGAGCGCCAUGCACCCGCUGCUCGACUUCUUCAACCUCAUGGCCUACGACUACAGCGGCAGCUGGUCCACCGCCAGCGGCCACAGCUCCAACCUGUACCCCUCCACCUCCAACGCCCCCUCCACCCCCUACAACACCGAACAAGCCAUCAACGCCUACCUCGCCGCCGGUGUCCCCUCCCGCAAACUCAUCCUGGGCAUGCCGCUCUACGGCCGCAGCUUCACCAACACCGACGGCCUGGGCCUGCCGUUCAACGGCGUCGGCGACGGCUCCUGGGAGAAGGGCCUGUGGGAUUACAAGGCGUUGCCGGCCGCGGGCGCCCAGGUCGUCGAGAUGGAGGAUGUGGGCGCGGCCUACAGCUACGAUGCUGCCAGCAAGACGCUGGUGAGCUAUGAUACGAUUAAUUCGGCCAGGUGGAAGGCCCAGUAUGUCGUCAGACGCGGGUUGGGGGGCGGCAUGUGGUGGGAGACGAGUGGUGAUCGGAAGGGGGAGGGGAGUUUGGUUUCUGCGGUCGUCGAUUCCUUCGGCGGCGAGGCCGUCUUGGAUUGCGAGGAAAACCAGCUCGAUUAUCCCGUCUCCAAGUAUGAGAAUAUUCGCCGCGGCAUGGCAUGA